GCAUCUCUCUCUCGUCUCAAGUCUCUACAUUACACCCCUGUUUACUGUUACAGCCCAACCAAAUUAACAAUAGCAAAAUGGCAACAACACUGACUGGAGCUGGAGUGAGUCUCUCCACGACUACCACUCGAGUGCUGGCUAAGCCGGACACCGGCAUGCUCAGGCCGCCGUGCCUGAACCACCCAUGGAGGUUGCACAAAUUUGAAGGUCGUCGCUUGCGCAUCCAAGCCAUGGCUACUACACCUGAGAGAAUCUCCGAGAAGGUAGUCGAGAGCAUCAAGACUGCCGAGGAGGUCUGUGCCGGUGACCCCGUGAGCGGUGAGUGUGCAGCGGCGUGGGAUACGGUGGAGGAGUUGAGUUCUGCCGCAAGCCAUGAACGACAGAAGAAUAAGGAAUCAGACCCAUUGGAGACUUACUGCAAGGACAACCCGGAGACGGAUGAAUGCCGCACCUACGAUAAUUGACGGUUUUCUCUUAUUUUUCCACAUGCCUCCUCGUAUCUCCCUUUUAUAGGAACUUCACAUGUGAGCUAUUAUACAUUGCCUAUUUAUAUUAGAUUGUAAAGUGAAAGCCAUCACCCAUGUAAAGACUGGAUCUCUGAAACAAGCUGUCGUCGCUUUACUUGGUGCAUCUGGUACCAUGCUGAAUUGCUGAUUAUAAAUUGCUAGUUAUUGUUACUUGCCUAA
Molecule: messenger RNA, 686 nt
Organism: Nelumbo nucifera (sacred lotus)
Lineage: Eukaryota; Viridiplantae; Streptophyta; Magnoliopsida; Proteales; Nelumbonaceae
Product: calvin cycle protein CP12-1, chloroplastic
Biological process (GO): negative regulation of reductive pentose-phosphate cycle
Cellular component (GO): chloroplast
Source: RefSeq, a predicted model, not a curated record